Molecule: messenger RNA, 122 nt
Organism: Cetraspora pellucida
Lineage: Eukaryota; Fungi; Glomeromycota; Glomeromycetes; Diversisporales; Gigasporaceae
Source: the annotation of a GenBank genome assembly
AUGUUGUCACAGGGUAAAAGUGACAUUUUCGAAAUCGAAGGUUCUAGUAGUAAUGGUGUAAAACGUGAGAUAGAGAAGGUUCAGGAAGGAAUAAGGAAACCUGAAUGUAUAAGGAAGGAAAU